This is a messenger RNA of Aspergillus puulaauensis, 1485 nucleotides long. It is a transcript of the gene IDP1, whose product is annotated as NADP-dependent isocitrate dehydrogenase. Gene Ontology annotation, cellular component: mitochondrion. The transcript is spliced from 8 exons. Lineage: Eukaryota; Fungi; Ascomycota; Eurotiomycetes; Eurotiales; Aspergillaceae. Gene Ontology annotation, molecular function: isocitrate dehydrogenase (NADP+) activity; magnesium ion binding; NAD binding. Gene Ontology annotation, biological process: isocitrate metabolic process. The record is from RefSeq and is a predicted model, not a curated record. The coding region runs from base 1 to 1485 and encodes 494 amino acids.
AUGUCGUCGGUUCGGUUCACUUCCGCAUUGGCUCGCCGCUCCCUCAACUCCCCUCUCUCCUGCGCUGCCCCUCCUUGUUCCUCCGCUCUUCGCUCAUUCUCCUCUGCCUCUUAUUCUGCCCGAUCUUCUUAUUCUCCCUCUUCUUCUGCUUCCCCCUCUACCGCUCGCGCUCUUGCCUCGUCCUCUGCCCGCAUCUCCCACCCCGCAGCUACUCGUGCUCUGUACCGCAUCCAAUCCCGCACCAUGGCGACCGAAGGACCCAAGAUCAAGGUUAAGAACCCCGUCGUGGAGUUGGACGGUGAUGAGAUGACCCGCAUUAUCUGGAAAGAAAUCAGAGAAAAGUUGAUCUUACCCUUCCUUGACGUCGAUCUCAAGUACUACGACCUGGGCAUUGAGUACCGUGACCAGACCGAUGACAAGGUCACCGUCGACUCCGCUGAGGCCAUCAAGAAGUAUGGCGUCGGUGUCAAGUGCGCCACCAUCACUCCUGAUGAGGCCCGUGUCGAGGAGUUCAAGCUGAAGAAGAUGUGGCUCUCUCCCAACGGCACUAUCCGUAACAUCCUCGGUGGUACCGUCUUCCGUGAGCCCAUCGUCAUUCCUCGCAUCCCCCGUCUCGUUCCCGGCUGGACCAAGCCUAUCAUCAUCGGCCGUCACGCCUUCGGUGACCAGUACCGUGCCACCGACCGUGUGAUCCCCGGUCCCGGCAAGCUUGAGCUUGUCUACACCCCCGAGGGUGGUCAGCCCGAGUCCGUCAAGGUCUACGACUUCCAGGGCGGCGGUAUUGCCCAGACUCAGUACAACACCGACGAGUCGAUCAGUGGCUUCGCCCACGCCAGUUUCAAGCUCGCUAUCGCCAAGAGCCUCCCUCUGUACAUGAGCACCAAGAACACCAUCCUGAAGAAGUACGAUGGUCGCUUCAAGGAUAUCUUCCAGGAGAUCUUCGACACCACCUACAAGAAGGAAUUCGAUGCCAAGGGUAUCUGGUAUGAGCACCGUCUCAUUGACGACAUGGUCGCCCAGAUGAUCAAGAGCGAGGGUGGCUUCAUCAUGGCUCUUAAGAACUACGACGGUGACGUCCAGUCCGAUAUUGUUGCCCAGGGCUUCGGCUCCCUCGGUUUGAUGACCUCGACUCUCAUUACUCCUGACGGCGAGACCUUCGAGGCUGAGGCCGCCCACGGCACCGUCACCCGCCACUACCGCGAGCACCAGAAGGGCCGCGAGACCUCUACAAACCCCAUUGCUUCCAUUUUCGCCUGGACUCGUGGUCUUGUCCAGCGUGGUACGCUCGAUGGGACCCCCGAUGUCGUUAAGUUCGCCGAGGAGCUCGAGCUCGCCUGUAUCGACGUCGUCAACGAGGAGGGCAUCAUGACCAAGGAUCUUGCUCUUGCUUGCGGCCGCAAGGAGCGUGAGGCGUGGGUCACCACCCGCGAGUACAUGGCUGCUGUCGAGCGCAGACUCCGUUCCAACCUGAAGUCCCGCCUGUAA